Messenger RNA from Geodia barretti, 600 nucleotides. The record is from the annotation of a GenBank genome assembly. Lineage: Eukaryota; Metazoa; Porifera; Demospongiae; Tetractinellida; Geodiidae.
AUGAGCCUGCCAGAAUUUGACAUAACCGGCCAAAAGGCCCUGGUGGUUGGCGGCGGAAGGGGAAUCGGGAAGGGAAUAGCCCUAGCGCUGGCCGAAGCUGGAGUGGAUGUGGCGGUCACCGGCCUUACGCCCACCUAUGCCGCCAAGACUGCGGAUGAAGUGCGCGCCCUGGGCCGCACCGCGGUCUCGCUGGCCGGGGACGCUACCAAGUCAGCAGACAUGGACCAGAUUGCCCAACAGGUGUUGACCGACUUUGGAACAGUGGACAUCCUGGUGAACUGCGUGGGCGACUCCAUUCGCAAACCCCUGGUCCAACUUCCCGAGGAAGAAUGGCGCCACGUAGUCGACGUAAACCUUACCGAGGCCUUUCAGGGAUGCCGGGCUUUGGGGCCGCAUUUGUUGGAACGGCGGCAAGGCUGCGUUAUCAAUAUUUCCGGGUGGGCAUCCUUCCGGGGCCGGCCCCUGUCUUCCGCGUAUGAUUCCGCCAAGACCGGCCUGAUGCGAUUCACCGAGUGUAUCGCUCAGGAAUGGGCGCCCUAUGGUGUGCGGGUAAAUGCCAUCGCUCCCGGUUACUUUCCGACCGGAGCACAUGUCGGCUGA